AUGAUUCGGAGACUGAGAUGGUUUGCUGGUUUGAAUCAAAGGAAUUUGUCAAACAAAAGGUUGGUCAAUGCUGAUCUACCUGGCCUUUCAAGGCCAGAUCACUUACCUAUGCUUGAUGCUGUUCAUGAAGUUGCAAUUUACAUUCAUAGGUUUCAUAAUCUUGAUCUUUUUGAACAAGGAUGGUACAAAAUUAAGGUUACCAUGAGAUUGGAGGUUGGUGAAGAUUCUUAUCCCGGGAUUCCGGCGAGGGUUGCUCAGUAUGAAGCUCCUGAAGUAGGUUCUGACAAUUUAUGUAGAGUUUGGAUGAUUGAUGAUAUGGACAACAGUUUUUCAACACCGCCAUUCCAGAUUAGAUACGCAAGGCAGGAUGUUUUCCUUUCUAUUAUGAUCUCGUUCUACCUAGCUUUUGGUGAAUAUGACAGAGAAUCUUCUAAUGUUAUCUUGAAGUUUGAACUGAUGCAUGCUCCUAUGACUGCAGCUGGGUCUAAUUUACAAAGUUCGCUGGAUGGAUGUUCUGCUUCAGUUCAUGAAUACAAAAUCCCGCCUAAAGCUCUUUUAGGAUUGCAUUCCUAUUGUCCUGUUUACUUUGAUGCUUUCCAUUCUGUCGUUGUCGAUACAAGUGUUCACAUCAGUCUACUAAAAGCUAGUUACCGCACAACUCGACAGAAGGUACCAAGUGAAUGUAGAGAUUCAGAAGGCACUUAUACUGAAGAUUAUGUUGGGUCAAACAAGGUGAUGCUCAUCAAAGCAUUGAUGGCUGCACAUGAUAUCCUGCUUGAAGAUCUGAGAAGAUUAAGCACCGGCAUUAACCAAGCGAUUGAUUUAGCUGAAAUUGUGUUUGAAUCAGAUGAUACAAAAUGGUUUGAUUCGCCUCUGCCAGCACGUGACGUCAAAAGUAUUGAUGGUGAACAAUCAGUUCAGCUGCUUGAUGGAGAAGAAGUCAGUGUCAAAGAUGGUUCUCAUUAUAUCAAUCAUCUAACCGGGAAAUCAGUUCAACCUUUUUCUUGGGAUGAUCAUCUGUUAAACUCUUUCCAGAGUCUAGCGAAUCAGCUGUUACAUCUCUGGAAUAUAUUUCUGAAAUUCCACAGGGAAAACAAAACAAAAAUACUAGAAUUUCUCCGCAAAUCAUGGGCUACAGAUCGGAGAACUGAAUGGUCAAUAUGGAUGGUGUACUCAAAGGUUGCAAUGCCUCAUCAAUAUUUGCACAACAGAGUUGAGGGGAUAUCAUUGAACCAUGGCUUGCAUAGAAGUUCAUUAAAUAUAAGGAGGCUGAUCGAUGAUCCUAUUCAAACUGCGAUAAUGCGUGCAGAACUUCAUAGGCGAGGUAUAGCGCAAAUGAGGAUCAACAAUCGUUCCCUACAAGACAUGUAUUUAUUUGGAGACCCUUUGCUUGUUCCUAUUAUUAUUGUAGAACGCAUGGCAAAUGUGUACCGUACUGCAAGUCUGGAUUCAAGCUAUAUUUCUAUGGAGAAUGAUGCAAGACAUGUUCUGCUAGGAAAUGGUUCCAGAUCCGCAAAAAAGUGGUCUGGGAGUAGCCAGCAAAAUAGCCAUGUUUUGAGAGUCGUUGUUUUUGUUCAUGGGUUUCAGGGAAAUCAUUUAGAUUUACGGCUAGUUCGUAACCAAUGGCUUUUAAUAGACCCCGAUAUACAGUUUCUAAUGUCGGAGGCGAAUGAAGAAAAAACAUCCGGGGACUUCAGAGAAAUGGGUUUUCGGCUUGCUAAGGAAGUGAUCUCUUUCCUAAAAAAGAAAAUGGAUAAAGCUUCAAGAAGAGGAAACUUGAAAGAUAUCAAGCUUAGCUUUGUUGGUCAUUCUAUUGGUAAUCUCAUUGUCAGAACGGCCUUAGCAGAGAGCAUGAUGGAGCCAUAUCUAAGAUACUUAUAUACCUAUGUGUCGAUAUCGGGUCCACACUUGGGUUAUAUGUACAGUUCAAACUCGCUAUUCAAUUCAGGGCUGUGGCUGUUGAAGAAGUUUAAGGGCACCCAAUGCAUCCAUCAACUGACCUUUACAGAUGAUCCUGAUCUUGAGAAUACUUUCAUCUACAAUCUUUCCAAGGAGAAGACACUGGAAAAUUUUCGGAAUGUGUUUCUUUUGUCCUCACCUCAGGAUGGUUAUGUUCCGUAUCAUUCUGCUAGAAUAGAACUGUGUCCUGCAGCUUCUUCGGAUUUCUCUAAACGAGGGAAAAUCUUCCUACAGAUGCUAAAUAAUUGCUUAGACCAAAUCCGAUCUUUCUCUGACCAUCGCGUGGUCAUGCGCUGUGAUGUCAACUUCAACGCAUCUUCCUACGGAAGGAACCUAAACACACUUAUCGGACGGGCAGCUCAUAUUGAAUUCUUAGAGUCCGACAUUUUUGCAAAGUUCAUAAUGUGGUCUUUCCCAGAGAUGUUUAGAUAA
Molecule: messenger RNA, 2391 nt
Organism: Lathyrus sativus (Indian pea)
Lineage: Eukaryota; Viridiplantae; Streptophyta; Magnoliopsida; Fabales; Fabaceae
Source: the annotation of a GenBank genome assembly